AGUUGCACCAGCGCUCCUCCUAUCCCUAGCCCACCAGUCCAGUCCGCAAGCAUCCCUCUGCUCUGCGCAGUGCUGUUGGGUUUUUUUCAGCCUCCAUGGCAUCGUCCAAGGCCUUCUUCCUCGUGGCCCUCAACCUGGUCCUCUUCACGGUGGCCAACGCCUGCGGCGGCGGCUGCCCGACGCCAACGCCGCCAACCCCGACGCCGCCGUCGCCUUCAACCGGUGGCAAGUGCCCCAAGCACGCGCUUAAGUUCGCUGCGUGCGCCAACGUGCUGGGCCUCGUCAGCGCCGAGGUCGGCCACCCGCCCGCCGAGCCGUGCUGCAGCAUCCUCGGCGGCCUCGCCGACUUGGAGGCCGCCGUCUGCCUCUGCACCGCCAUCAAGGCCAACGUGCUCGGCAUCACCGUCGACAUCCCUGUCAAGCUCAGCCUCAUUAUCAACUACUGUGGCAAGAACCUCCCAAGUGGCUUCAUAUGCGCCUGAUAGAUACUCUGAUAGAUAGCUGCGCGUGUGACGUACUUCGCAUGCAUGCAGCCCAUGCAUUGGCUGUCUCCUUCUACCUUUUUCUUUUGUCUUUGCUUUGUCAUGUUAGCUUGGUUCUGAAUGUAGAAGUACUCUAGACAAUGAAGCUAGUGUGAGUCAAAUCAUUUUCUUUUUUGAGUGAAGCGUGUUGCGUUGCGUGCCUAUAUUAUCUUCUUCAAGGUCUAGGUAGGCGUAGGCUAGCGCUAGGUACUGCAUGCAGUGCUAUUUGUCUAUGUUUCCUAUCCACCGUUGUACACUUGUACUCCUUUGAUUCCAA
Zea mays is the source of this 798-nucleotide messenger RNA. Its product is annotated as cortical cell-delineating protein. The record is from RefSeq and is marked validated. Bases 96 to 482 code for a protein of 128 amino acids. The transcript has a single exon. Lineage: Eukaryota; Viridiplantae; Streptophyta; Magnoliopsida; Poales; Poaceae.